AUGUGUAUACGUGAAAACUAUCAAGUGUCUAAACAAGAAGUGUAUGGCUUUGAUUGGGGAAGUAAUAUUUUUAAAGAAAUUUUAUCUCUUGAAUGCACUUCAGAUACACACUAUUCGACUGAAAACAAAUCACCAAGCAGCAGUAACACUGGCAGUAUCAUGCUGAAUAGACAGGUCAAUGAUAUUGAACACUUGAUUCAUUCAUUAAAAGAUUAUCAAAUCCCACAUUCAACUGAAAAUAAUAAUAAUAAUACUCUUCAAUACAAUGAAACAGAUAAUCGUACAUUUUGUACAAGUUCACUGUCAUCCAAUAUAAACAACAAACAAGACAGUAAUUCAUUUAAACGUCUAAUAAACAUCAAUACAAAUAUUUAUAAUAGUAAUAAUAAUAAUGACAGUAAUAAAGAUGAAUGCAGAAAUAUGAAAGAAACUAUCCAGUCAUUUUGUUAUGAUGAUAUUCAUGCACAGAAAGGUUGUACAGAUCAUCAGUUAAAUGAGGCAAGCCCAAGUAAUAAUGAUUUCUACGAUGGGUCACUAGAAUCCCCAUUAUCAAAUGAUGAUAUGAUAGCUGAUUCCAGUGUGUCCAGUAUGAUGGGCAGACGAAAUAGGACGACAUUUUCAGAGAAACAAGUGGAAUUUCUUGAAUUAGCCUUCCAACAUACACAUUAUCCUGACUUACAACUUCGCGAAACACUUGCUUAUCAAACUAAGCUACCUGAGUGUAAAAUUCAAGUUUGGUUUAGUAAUCGUAGAGCUCGUUGGCGUAAACAAUUGAGUUUUAACUGUCAGAAUACAUCAGAUUCAGUCGUUCAGUUGUCUACACCAUGGCAACUUUUGACUAAAUAUCAAAGACCUGAAACAUUAACAUUAAAACAUGAAGUACAUCCUCAUCAUCAACAACAACAACAGCAACCACAAACAACUCUUCCAUUAUCUUUUUUGAAUAAUAAAAGCCAUUUGAAUGAUCAAUUAACACAACAACAGUUAAAUGUAUCAACUGAUCUAUUGAAAAAUGAACAUUUGGUAAGAACUGGAUACAGUUCAGUAACAGACGCGGCAAACACAAGUAGUGAAAAUCACAUCACAAAUUCAAUGGGGAAUCAAAUAAUCAAUGAUUACUGUAGUGCACUGAUAAAACUGUAUCAAACUACUCAGUUAGUUUCCAAUAAAAUGAAUUGUCAUACAAAUGAUGUGUUUGAUGAAAAUAUUUGUCGGGGACAAAAUGAAUUAAAUGAUACUAGAAUGAAUUAUCUAUCACCUCCAGUAGAUGUUAAGCAAGCACGAAAUACAGCUGAGGCAGAGUAUGAGCGUCUGCUGAAGACAAAUGAUGUUCAUUUAUCUGGUUACACUAACAACAAGUGCUCAGAUGAUUUAAAACUUAGUCCAAAUAAAUCAUUAAAUUUAACUCAAACCAAAAAUUCUCAUCCUAAUCAAAAACAGAUAAUUGAAGCAGAGAGUGGUAAUUUAUCUGAAAUACCAAUUCAUUCAGAAUCUUCUACAAUUAACCAAUCAAAAGUUGAUCGUAUUACUGAUGUAAAUGAUGAAACAAUUGAACCAGAUUCAACAAUGGAUUAUCAAAAAUCACCAUCUAACUCAUCAUUUAUUACAACAAAUUCAUAAAAU
Messenger RNA from Trichobilharzia szidati, 1623 nucleotides. The record is from the annotation of a GenBank genome assembly. Lineage: Eukaryota; Metazoa; Platyhelminthes; Trematoda; Strigeidida; Schistosomatidae.